UUAUUGCGACGAAUUUGCUACAUAUUUUUUAGAUUUGUGCAUUUUAUGUAUUUAAACAACCAAUAAGUGAAAUAAAUCAAUGUGUACUGUCUUCCGGUGAUGGACUAAAAUUUUACGAAAAAGAACACAACAUAUAUAUAUGUUAAUAUAUUUGUGUUGUGCGUUUAUCAGCAACGUACAUAGAUGGGCGUGUGAUCAGCCAACCUGCCUUCGUUUUGUGCUUAAGUGCUUAUGUACGUAACCUAUGUCAUUCUAAUUGGUUUACCGUACCCAAAAAUACCAACAAACUAAUAACGUUGCUAAUACUAUUACUAUUGCUAUGUGCAUUAAGAAUUAGCAUCCAAAUAUAUUUGGUAAAGGUAAUUCGGAAAAAAUAAAAAUUACCAACGGAUUACGACAACAACAGCGAAAUAGACAACAACCACCAUAUUCCUGAUUGCUUACGAUAUAAAUUUCCGCUUACGCCGGUGAAAAAAUAAUCAAUGAGGUAAAUUGGAUAAUAAAAGCUUACAAACAGUGCAUAUCAUUGUUAAAACGUAAGCGCCACAACGACCACUACCAUUUCCAUUUCCAUUUCCCUUUCAAUUGGGUAUCAUGAAUAAAUAACUCCAUGCAAAAAUCAAUAUGAAAUGCGAAACGUGUGUGUGCAAGUAUAAGUAAAUAAAGCAAUAAAAAUAAAAGUCAAACUGACACUGAAAUGUCACAAGUUCAAGCCGUUUUAACAAUCCCUCAACGCUGCUUUGAUUGAAGACGAUUAAGUAACAAAGUGCGAUACCCCAUCCCAAAGCAAAAAAAACUAAAAAAAAAACAACGAAUAAUAAAGAAAUCGAAAUCUACAAAUAAGUUCACCGCUCAUAUAAAAAGUGCUCUGUGUUGUUGCAAAUUGACAAUCCAAUACCAACAAAAUAUAGUGCAUAUAGCAAAUACAAAUAAUGUAAGCCCUUGCGAUUAUCUGUGUGAUAAAUAGUUUACCAAAGAAGUGCAGAAGUAAUCAUACAAUUCGUCUUGGCUGGCAAUCAGUGAAGUGUUCAUAUAAGCCGGUCAAGUAGCAGUGCCCUUGAGGUGCACAUAAAGCUAUAUAAAGCAACAACGAGUUUGCCUUAAAGUCAUCAAUCAAUUUCUGCUAAAAGUAAUUCUUCGUUUAACCAGUACUAGAAAAUGCGUUAUCGCAAAUAUAGAAAAUAUAGUUGGAACUCAGAUGAUCCUAUCGUACCGCUGACAAGAAUGGAAGUUCAGACGGUGAAUAAUCACCUAAAUAAUUCCCUCAUAUCACCGCCAGCCUUGUCACAAUCACAACAAGCGCAAUUGAAUAACAGUAUCAUCACACUUAGUCGCAGUAACAGUCCGGCCAGUUCGAAUUCAGAAAUCGAAAAAGAGCUGCAAGAUUUGGACUUAAAUAGUUCACUGAAUAGUGGCAGCGUCAGUUUGGGUGCCGAUCUUAAUUGUAAAUCAAAUGGUUCGUUAAGCGGUGCCUCCACUACCAGCUCGACAACGGGCCUUACAACGUCAGUGACCACCGCAGCAGCUGCAGCCGGUAUAAAAACCACUUCGUCUACUGAAGCCUUAAUCAAUGGCAAUGGUGCUGACGCUACAAAUUCAACAAUUAAUACUUUAGCAGUGUCACAGGUGAAGAAGCGUAUUUCUAGCAGCCGAACACCAACACGCAAAGCGAGACGAAUAAAAUUCUAUCGCAAUGGCGAUCGCUUCUAUCCGGGUAUAACCAUUCCAGUCUCAAAUGAGCGUUAUAGAUCAUUUGAGAGCCUUUUUGAAGACUUAACACGUUUAUUAGAGGAUAACGUAAAAAUUCCAGGGGCUGUGCGCACCAUUUAUACCAUGUGUGGCAAAAAGAUCUCCACUUUGGACGAACUCGAAGAUGGCCAAAGUUAUAUUUGUUCCUGUAAUAAUGAGAAUUUCAAGAAAAUCGAAUACAACACCUCCUCACAACCGCUGGCCAAUUUAACACUCUCCAAUAAGACAAAUAAUCGUUUGUCCAAAGCUUAUCGUCCAUCUUCACCACUUAAGAAUGGUACGGCCACUUACAAUAGCGGUGGUGGUGGCGUAGCUGGGGGUGGUGUAACCGGUAAUGGCACAAAUGCCACAGCUGGUGCUACUAAUGGUAGUCCAGUGCUCAAACUGAGCGAGCGCGACCGUGUGGUACAUCCCCGCAUUGUGACACUGAUAAGAAAUGGCACUAAGCCACGAACUAUUAUGCGUCUACUGUUAAAUAAACGCAACAGUCCGAGCUUUGAUCAUGUAUUAACCGCCAUCACGCAAGUGGUACGCCUUGAUACAGGUUAUGUACGCAAAGUGUUUACGCUCUCUGGCAGUCCGGUUGUACAGUUGGCCGAUUUCUUUGGUCCCGAUGACAUUUUCUUUGCCUAUGGUACAGAACGUGUUAAUAAUCCCGAUGAUUUCAAACUCGAACCAGACGAACACAAAGCCAUACAGGCCAUACGAAAGUCACUGCGUACAGCAGGUACGACAUACAAGGGCCCCAAACCGAAAAUGCCAGUAAAAAGUAAAAAUCUGAAUAGCGCCAAACAUCAGCAAAAUCAUCAACAAGAACCGUGUGAUCAAAUUGUUGACGAAGAUUUGGCCGCGUUAAAUGAGAGUGGCAUCGAUGCCAGCGAACUGCCGGGUGUCAUACGUGAACGUUACGCAUUGGGACAGAUUAUCGGCGAUGGCAAUUUCGCUGUUGUAUUAAAGAUCAAAGAUCGCCAAAGCGGUUUGCCAUAUGCGUUGAAAAUCAUCGAUAAAAGCAAAUGCAAAGGCAAGGAACAUUACAUCGAUGCUGAGGUGCGUGUAAUGAAGAAAUUACAACAUCCACAUAUUAUCUCAUUAAUCAUGGAUGUCGAUCAGCAAGCGAAUAUGUACUUGGUGUUGGAGUAUGUAAGCGGUGGUGAUCUUUUCGAUGCUAUAACACGUGUAACACGCUUCUCCGAGAAUCAAUCACGUGUCAUGAUUAAGCAUUUGGCCUCAGCCAUGGCCUAUUUACAUUCCAUGAGCAUUGUGCAUCGUGACAUUAAGCCCGAGAAUCUAUUGGUUGAGCUGGAUGCCAAUGGCUAUGUAACCGAACUGAAAUUGGCUGAUUUUGGUUUAGCAUGCGAGGUGACUGAACCAUUGUUUGCUGUUUGUGGCACGCCAACUUAUGUUGCACCAGAGAUACUAAUGGAAACCGGUUACGGUCUAAAGAUCGAUGUUUGGGCUGCUGGCAUAAUACUAUACAUCUUGCUUUGCGGUUUUCCACCAUUCGUUUCGCCCGAUAAUCAACAGGAACCGCUAUUCGAUGCCAUUAUAUCCGGUGUAUAUGAAUUCCCUGAACCUUACUGGUCGGACAUUGGUGAUGGUGUACGCGAUCUAAUUGCUAACAUGCUGCAAUCGGAUCCCGAAGUACGUUUUACCAGCGAGGAUAUAUUGGAUCACUAUUGGACACUGGGUGAAUGCAAUGAGUAUAGCAGUUGAAUUUACUGCCACAAUGCGGCGGAACAACGGGUGGGAAAACGUUGCAGACAACAAAAACAAACAUGUUAUGAUCACAUUUUAGGUCUAUAGCUAGUUUAGGAAGCUGCUUGUUUGUCGACGUAAACAUUAUAUAUAUAUAUACAUACAUAUAGGUUUAGUUGCUGGGGCGUAGUUUUAAUAUUAUGUAUUUAAUUGCUUAUUAAAAAUUAUAAUUAACGAAAAUUUAUUUAUAUGCGACAAAAAAAUUGCAAAUGCAACAAUGCAAAGCUGAUACAUUGUUAACAACUAAAACAAAGCAAAGAGGAAAAGAGUAAAACAAACGAAAUUAUUGAAGAGUUUCAUAGGCGCUAAAAUUUGUGGUGGCGUAUCUUUAAAAAGCAACGCCACAUUUUGAUUAACAGCGACUUAACUAAAUACAUGCAUUAUACAUACAUACAUAAAUCACGAACUUACAUGCAUAUAUACACACAAUGCUUAAGUAUUUUAUUAAACUGUAGUAUUCAUAAUUUUUGCUACAAAUUAAGGCAAACUUAAUGCACAUUUACGUAAGUUGUGGCAAAAUUGUUUAAAACGAGAAAUACGUGAAAAAGACGCGCUAUUAUGUUAUGAAAACCCAGUUGCCGGCGAAUUAGAGAGUCACUGUAGCAGCAAAAUUGUACGAAUUCAAAAAAAGUAACAAAGCGAAAAGCUAACGCUAACGAAAAAGAAAAAAACACCAACAUAUUUGUGUAUAUUUUUUAUAUAAAUAUUUUGUACGUAAAUUUUAAUUGGUUUUUAUUGUAAGCUACAUCCAACAUUUACUAACUGUCCCAGGCUGAUAUUUUUAUACAGAUCUAACUAUUUUAUUCACUUUGUGUAUUAUUUUCUAUUCAAAUGUUUACUGUUAGUGCUACUGCGAUAAGGGUUAGUUGUAUAAUACUUUUUACGUUUUGUGUUGUUAUAUAUAUUUUAAUUUUCAUUUUAAAUGCGAAAAAAAUAUGUCCCUUAAAAUGCUAUUUAACUACUGAUUAGAGUUUUGUAUGCAUACAUACUUAUUAUAUUAAAUAUGAAUUAUUAAAUAAUAAUUUAAAACAUAAGAAUUGUAUUAUUUUAUCUAUUUUAAAGUAUUUGUUUUUUUUUUUGCAACUUUGCAACUUACGAAACUGCUGUGUUUUGAGUUUUGGUUACUGAAUUUUUUUUUUGCGAAUUAUACGCUAAGUGUAUAAAUUAGUAAUUUUUAAAGAAAGAAGUAAUAAAAAACACUUAUACGUUUAUUAAGCAUAAAAAUAUUUAUAAAAUGUUUAUACAACUUUGAAUUGGAAUUCGAAGUUUUCAAUAGUUCAACGGUAUUUGUGCUUUGUAUGUUUACUAUUUUCUGCGCGUAAACUAAAACGUUAAAAAGUAAAUAUUGUCAUUCCUUUUUUUACAAAUAACUGCCCUUAACGAAUACAUGUGUGUAAAGUGGUAAUAGUUGUUAGGAUCGGACAACGAGUUUCAAAAAAUGAUGAGCUUAAUAACUUCUCUGCUAGAGUUAGAAGAAGAACAGAUUGAAAUAAGAACACUUCAAUCUCAUACAACAUUUUGUUAA
Zeugodacus cucurbitae (melon fly) is the source of this 5029-nucleotide messenger RNA. Its product is annotated as serine/threonine-protein kinase GL21140. NCBI's taxonomy places the organism in Eukaryota, Metazoa, Arthropoda, Insecta, Diptera, Tephritidae. The coding region runs from base 1159 to 3462 and encodes 767 amino acids. The record is from RefSeq and is a predicted model, not a curated record. Gene Ontology annotation, molecular function: protein kinase activity; ATP binding. Gene Ontology annotation, biological process: intracellular signal transduction; protein phosphorylation. The transcript has 11 exons.